AUGGACAUUCCAAGAGUAGAUACUUCCAGCCUUGUAACCACUUGGCUCGUGCCAGCAUUUAAACGAGAUGUGUCUGCUGCCAAUUUCUCCCUCCAUGAGGCCCACUGCUUGCGGUUUCUCACUCUCUGUCCAGAAUGUGAUGAACCAGUUGCCCAAAAGGAUAUGAAAGACCAUCAGACAGAAGCACAUAAGCAGGUCAGAUGUAAUCUUUGUCACCAAAGCAUGCAGCAAUACAAGUUGGAGCAUCAUGAGACCAAGGAGUGCCACGAACGAGCAAUGAAAUGCAAGAUCUGUGAGCUUGAAAUGCCCUUCAACAAGCUGCAGGAACACUUGAACAUCUGUGCCAGCCGAACAGAGCGGUGUUGGGAGUGUAACAAAUACAUCAUGUACAAAGACCAGAAAAAACACAAAGAUAUUUGUCAGAACAGUGGUCUGCCCUAUCAUAAGGAUGUGAACUUUCAAACCAGUGAAGCACCCACUAAUGCAACAUUUAUUUGCCCCACUGGUACUGGUGGCAAUCUUUGUCAGAAGUGCAAUAAGUCAUUCCCAGACGACCAGUACUCUCAACAUCUGAAUGAAUGCAGUGCAGCCCAUAAGCUGACAAAAGUUCUUGCUGGCCAGUCAACUUCAGAACUCAUCAGCGAUCCAUCACAGUCGUCUUCCUCCCUGGCUUCCUCUUCCUGCUCCGAGAAUGCAACGGUGUGGAAAGAUGUCCGUCCCAAAGCAAAAGAAAGGGAUCAGCCACUGACCUCCAAAACUUUGCUUAAACGCCCAAAGAAGAAAAAGUCUGGCUUUCCCUCUCCCACAAGAGGUGGACUUUCCACAUCACCUCAAGAUCUUAAAGACACCCAGUCUUUUGAUGUGCUGGUGACCUGUGCCCAUUGCAACAUUCUUCUGCCACUUCCAACCCUUCGGAAACAUGAGAUCAAAUGUCUACGUUUGACAUCUUUGAAAAAUGCUAGGAUGAAACAAAAAUCAAGCUAUGGAGAAAAAGACCGCAGUGCCGCCGUGCGGCUCUCGGUGUGUGCGGAACUGCCGCUGUCCCCCGACGGUCCCGGCACUGCUGCCGCUCGGCGACUGAGGGCUGCGGCGCCCUGCUGGGUUAAGGGCAGCGGCAUCUGGACAAAGAGACCAGCGGCCGAGUGUCCGAGGGCUGGAGUGCUCCUGGCGUCCCCCGAGGCACCCCGUGUGCCCGCUGCGCUGGUGCGAGUGCCGGCUGCUGGCAGUUCGUCUCAGCAAGGAGAGCCUCCUGUGAGCCCCUGA
Messenger RNA from Charadrius vociferus (killdeer), 1263 nucleotides. Its product is annotated as XIAP-associated factor 1-like. The transcript has 8 exons. NCBI's taxonomy places the organism in Eukaryota, Metazoa, Chordata, Aves, Charadriiformes, Charadriidae. Bases 1 to 1263 code for a protein of 420 amino acids. Gene Ontology annotation, biological process: apoptotic process. The record is from RefSeq and is a predicted model, not a curated record.